Salpingoeca rosetta is the source of this 1794-nucleotide messenger RNA. RefSeq lists its product as uncharacterized. The record is from RefSeq and is a predicted model, not a curated record. Lineage: Eukaryota; Choanoflagellata; Craspedida; Salpingoecidae. Bases 65 to 1564 code for a protein of 499 amino acids. Gene Ontology annotation, cellular component: plant-type cell wall. Gene Ontology annotation, molecular function: xylan 1,4-beta-xylosidase activity; alpha-L-arabinofuranosidase activity. Gene Ontology annotation, biological process: arabinan catabolic process; xylan catabolic process. The transcript has 11 exons.
UCUCUGCCACGCGUCUUGUGCACAGUACAAGCGUGGGUUCGUGGAUGGCGGCGCACUCGCUGCCAUGUGCUCGUACGCCAGCAUCAACGGCGUGCCGUCGUGUGCGAACAACUUGCUGCUCAAUAACAUCGUGCGCGGGCAGUGGAAACGUGACAUGGUGACGAUUGGAACAGACUGCGGUGCCAUUGCAAACAUGGUCAACGCCAACAAGUACGCCCGCGACCCCGUCGACGCCGUCGCAAAGACGCUGAACGGCGGCGCGGACAUGGAGCUCGGGGAGACAUACUUCACCACAAACGGCUAUUUGGAGCAGGCUGUGCAGCAGAACCGCACAACAAUCAACACGGUGAACAACGCCGUGCGGCGGGUGCUCUACAUCCGCUUCAUCACGGGCCAGUUUGAUCCCAUCGAUGCUACGCCGUACACUUCCAUUGGCCUCGACGGCAUCAACAGCGCGCGUCACCAACAGAUCAACUUUGAGGCUGCAAUACAAGGGCUGGUACUGCUCAAGAACGACGACCGCGCGCUUCCGCUCUCAACUGCCACGAAGGUUGCAGUGGUUGGUCCUCACAGCAUCACGCGCGGCAGCCUUCUUUCAGAUUACGCGGGCGACCAGCAGUGCUUCUCUGGGUCUGAUGACUGCAUUCCCACCAUUGGGGAAUGGAUCACAAAAGUCAACACAAACGGACACACGCGCGUGCAGCAAGGCGUGGACAUCAACAGUCAGAACACAAGCGGCAUCCAAGCAGCACUGGACGCCGUCUCAACGUCUGACGUCGUGGUGCUGUGUCUGGGGAUUGAUCGCAGCGUCGAACACGAAGGCAUCGACCGCACCAGCACGGAUCUGCCUGGUCUGCAAACGUCGUUUGCACAGCAGGUGCUCAAGACUGCCGGAAACAAACGCGUCAUUCUCGUCCUCAUCAAUGGCGGCGCUCUCUCCAUCGACGGUCUCACCAAAGGGCCGGCUGCGAUUGUGGAGGCGUUUUAUCCCGCGCUGCGUGGUGCUGAAGCGCUCGCCAGGACGCUCUUUGGCGAACACAACAGAUUUGGCAAGCUGCCAUACACCAUUUAUUCGUCGUCAUUCCAACAGGAAUGCGAGCUCACGGAUAUGCAGAUGUCUCCUCACGCCAAUUGCAAAGGCCGCACGUACCGCUACUACAUGGGCCAGCCCUUAUAUCCGUUUGGGUUUGGGCUGAGCUACACGUCUUUUGAUGCGUCGUGUUCUGCCAACACAACACGCUCGGUUCCCGUGCAAGUGAAGUGCACAGUGACGAACAAAGAUCAGCACCAAGCCGGAGAUGAAGUGAUCAUGGUCUAUCACAACGUGUCUGCGGCGAUCCGCGCGGCAGCCCCUCACCCGAUUCCAAACCGCGCCCUCGUCGGAUUUGAACGCGUCUCGCUUGCGCCGUCGCAGACACAGACCAUCGAAUUCACGUUGAGCACGGACGCGUUUGAGGUGACGACAACCAGUGGUGGACAGAAACUCUAUUCGGGGAGCCACUCGCUCAUCUUCACAAACGGAAACACCUUUGAGCAAGUGCUGCAGUUCAGCAUCGAUGGAUGAGUGUCAUUUGGUGUCGACACUUUCACACGCGCACAACUCAAAACACACACACACACACAACUCAAAACACACACGCCCACACACACAUUCGUUCCACGCCACCUUCCAUGCGAUCUUUUCCCACUGCACAUUCAUUGCUUGCGUUGCUGCUGAGUUACUCCUUUAUUUUCUCUGCGUGUGUUACUUCCCACUCAAGCAGCGGCAACUUAAGAAAAUCACACGAACAAAAC